Drosophila erecta is the source of this 1239-nucleotide messenger RNA. RefSeq names its product homeobox protein rough (gene ro). The transcript is spliced from 3 exons. The record is from RefSeq and is a predicted model, not a curated record. Gene Ontology annotation, biological process: regulation of transcription by RNA polymerase II. Gene Ontology annotation, cellular component: nucleus. Lineage: Eukaryota; Metazoa; Arthropoda; Insecta; Diptera; Drosophilidae. The coding region runs from base 70 to 1122 and encodes 350 amino acids. Gene Ontology annotation, molecular function: DNA-binding transcription factor activity, RNA polymerase II-specific; RNA polymerase II cis-regulatory region sequence-specific DNA binding.
CACCGUCAGUCGCUCGCCGAUUACCCAAGUGAUUAGUUUGGACAGCUCCGCGGCAAAUCCUUGAACGCAAUGCAACGCCAAAAGGUUGAGAUUGGCUCACCCGACGGCUCGCCGGCCAUCAAAAGGAGUGACAGCAUAGAUCCCAUCUCGAACACCGCGAUUCUAUCCGUACCGCAACGUCCUUCGUCGCCGCGACAGUUUUUCGAACGACUCUAUGGGCACUUGGAAAGGCGCUCCUCGGAGAAUGGGGAAAUCGACGUCGGAACACACGCCCACAAGCCGCCUCCUUGUGACACGCCCUACCACAGCGACGGCGGAAGUGUUUCCUCGCCGGACAUUUCCAUCAGCGAUGAGCGCACCUCGCUCGCCGGCUAUCCCGCCUACGAUUUCUAUGGCCACUCCAAGGACUAUGCUCAGCAUCCCACCCAGCAGCACCAGCACCAGCAGCAUCAUCAUCAUCAUUCGCAGCAGAUGCACCAGAAACUCAGCUACGUGAGUCCGCCGCCAGCUAUUGCCGUCGGAGGAGCACCGAAUCCUGGCCUGCCACACGGAUUCCCAGCCGGUUUCCCAAGCGACCCGCACUUCAGCGCCGGCUUUUCCGCAUUUCUGGCUCGCAGGCGGCGCAAGGAGGGCAGGCAACGCCGCCAAAGGACCACUUUCAGCACGGAGCAGACCCUCCGCCUGGAGGUGGAGUUCCACCGCAACGAGUACAUCUCCAGGAGCCGCCGCUUCGAGCUGGCCGAAACACUGCGCCUGACCGAAACGCAAAUCAAGAUUUGGUUCCAGAACCGAAGGGCCAAGGACAAACGCAUUGAAAAGGCUCAAAUCGAUCAGCACUACAGAAACUUUGUCGUGGCCAAUGGUUUUAUGAGCUCUAUAAUGGGUCAAGCCACCACGACCAUGCCCCCCGGAGGCGUCACUGGGGGCGUGGCCGUGGGCGUGGGCCUAAACUAUUAUGCCGCGGCAGCGACGCCGGCAGCGCCGCCCAAGGAUAACACGCAGGAUGCCAAUUUUAUCGACAUUGAUGACCAGCUCGAGCGGCAGCGGCAGCAGCAACAACAACAACAGCAACUGCAUCAGCAGCGACGCCAAGAAACAACAACCCCUAUUAAUAUUUGCUAAUACUUACUAAUUGAUUACAUUUAUUUGAGCUUUAAACUGUUUAGAUUAAGAUUGAAUAAAGGCAAUUGUGAAAACAUAACAGCCUUGAGGUAUGCACAUUUCGAAAGAAACACUUAC